GGCCACCGCCUGCGCUGCCCCCGUUCUCCGUCGUGGUUACAUCUGGGGCCCGCUGACUGGCUGCCGCGGCGGCAAACGGGGCGCUGAUAGGCGGCCCCAGCUGGCGGCCCCCACAGGUCACUCAUUGCGCUCUGCUGCACACACCGCCAGGCCCCCACUCACACCUGCCCGCCACGCACGCUGAUUGGGCGGCAGGCCGGGUUUCUUAUUUUACCAGCCUCUACGAUGAUUCAUGACAUCCAGGAUCGGCCCCAACUGCGCUCGAGUCUGGCGAGACUCGACGGAUGGGGCCUUGGAGAUCGGAUGGCAACUGCCCUCACACCGUCUUUUUCGAAUGUUCCAUUUCCCUCCUUCAAAGUUCGUGCUGGUGCAUACGAGGUCUCCGCAGAGACCCGCGGGCGCGCAAAUCACCAUCAGCCAGGAGUCGUGGCACUGCAGGCGCCUGCAGAUGGUGCCCGGGCGUUGAUUUCACACCAGAGGACCCCCAUCUCAACGCCCUGUUCUGCUCAGGCUCUCAAGUAGCCAUCGGAGUAUAUAGCGCCCAGCCUUGCCUCCACCCACCCGACUUCUCUCUUUUUCCUCACCUCAAACAGACAUCUCAAACUGAACCACGGCUGCAAGAAGGCGACAGACGGCACGCCGCACGGGGAAAACAGCCAGUUCCGGGCUCUUGCCACUGGCUUCAAUAAUGGCUAUGCUUCCAUGUGGUUGCGAGUUGCGACCUGG
Aspergillus versicolor CBS 583.65 is the source of this 726-nucleotide messenger RNA. RefSeq lists its product as uncharacterized. The transcript has a single exon. The record is from RefSeq and is a predicted model, not a curated record. Bases 285 to 689 code for a protein of 134 amino acids. NCBI's taxonomy places the organism in Eukaryota, Fungi, Ascomycota, Eurotiomycetes, Eurotiales, Aspergillaceae.